CGAUUCCGAUUUUGUACACAGUAAGACACGGGAGGAAAGCAUUGUUGAGAGCAAAACAUGGCGGCUUCGAGGAUAGCAGUGGCUUCCGUAUCGUUAACCCAUUUCCGGCCACUAUCAUCCGCCUCCAUGGCCUCUGUUUCUCCUUCUUUGUCAUCCAGGCUGGUUCCACAUCCACCGGACCUUAUCAAGUGGGUCCGCAGAGAAGGCGGAUUCGUCCACCAGUCUCUCAAGAUUGCUCAAGAUGGCGAUACUGGCCUUGGACUUCUUGCUUCUGACCACAUCCCGAAAGGUUCCGAACUCAUUGUUCUUCCUCACAAUCUUCCACUACGGUUUGAUUCGCCGGAAACUGGCGAUACUGAGGAGGCUGACUCCGUUCUUGUCAAUUUGGCUCGCCAAGUUCCUGAGGAACUUUGGUCCAUGAAAUUGGGUUUGAAGCUUCUGAAAGAAAGGGCAAAAGUUGGAUCCUUCUGGUGGCCGUAUAUUGGCAAUCUCCCUGAAGUUUUCAGUGUUCCCAUAUUUUUUCCUGGAGAUGACAUAAAGAACUUGCAGUAUGCUCCUCUUCUUCACCAGGUAAACAAAAGGUGUCGCUUCCUCCUUGAUUUUGAUAAAGAAGUUAAACGUACUCUUGAUAGCGUAAAGCCUGAAGAUCACCCUUUUGGUGGCCAAACUGUUGAUGCAUCAUCUCUUGGAUGGGCAAUGGCAGCAGUCUCGUCAAGGGCAUUUCGUUUAUAUGGUAAAAAUCUUACGGUUGGUACUACUAACAGUGUCCCCAUGAUGCUCCCUCUCAUUGAUAUGUGCAACCAUAGCUUUCAUUCAAAUGCACGUAUAGUCCAGGAACAAGAUGCAGGAUCCAUGAAGUUGAAAGUGAAGGUUGUAGCAGAGACUGAAAUUGAAGGAAACGUUCCUCUAACACUAAAUUAUGGCUGUCUGGACAAUGACCUCUUCCUGCUUGAUUAUGGAUUUGUGAUAGCAUCAAAUCAAUACGAUCAUAUUGAGCUCAAAUACGAUGAAGCUCUCUUAGAGGCUGCUAGCACUGUUGCUGGGAUUUCUUCAGAAAAUUUUUCUUCCCCUGCUCCAUGGCAAAAACUUGUCUUAACCAAGUUAAAUCUACAUGGCGAAGCUGCUCUUCUUAAGGUGUGCAUCGGUGGUCCAGAAAUAAUUGAUGGCCGCUUAUUGGCUGCUUUAAGAGUGCUUCUCUCGGUUGAUGAAGAAAUGGUACAGAAACAUGACUUGGACGUGCUCAAAUCUUUGUCAGCUGAAGCACCUCUUGGUGUUGCAAACGAAAUAGCAACAUUACGUACGAUAAUCGCUUUAUGUGUGAUUGCAUUGGGGCACUUCCCAACCAAGAUAAUGGAGGACGAAGCACUUUUGAAGAAGUGCGAAAGAGAAUCGUCGAAAUUGGCAAUUCAGUUCAGAAUUCAAAAGAAAUCAGUUAUCAUAGAUGUGAUGAGCAACCUAACAAGAAGAGUGAAGCUGCUUCAAUCUAAGGCGGUCUCUCAGGGUUGAAAAUGAUGGCAAAGCUGAGACGAAAGAAAAACUUCAAUGGUAAAGAAUUUAAACGAAUCGGUUGGAGUUGAAGCCAUAAAAAAACUUGGAAUGUUCUGUCAUCUCAGAAUUUCUACUCCUGUUGCACAUUUUUUUCUUUUUUUUUGCAGAGACCCAUUUUAAAAAAGAUGAUGCCAGUGGCAGCAUGUCAUAGCUACCACCUCAGAUUCCUAAAGGUGUGUUUAUUAAGACUUGCAUGCUUUUACAUAAAAGAAUAUCUGUGUUUAUGGUUACUCUUGCUACAUGCCACAAGGAAUAAGUUAGCUCAUCAAAUUCCUGAAGGCGUGGAAUUUGCACUUUGAUUGAAACCUGCAUGCUUUGGCAUAACAAAAUUCAACCAUUACUGUGUGUGUGUGUGUGUGUGCGCCUCUCUCUCUCUCUCUCUAGACAAGACACAUGACAUAAAGCUCGAGGAAUAACUUAGAAACUUAUUAGCAAAGCCAAUUAGAUGCUCAUGGAGUCUUUCUGGAGAACACUUUAUAGUAUUCAAAGAGCAUCAAUUGAUUAAAAGAUUCCUGAGAAACAUA
Messenger RNA from Cucurbita pepo subsp. pepo (vegetable marrow), 2072 nucleotides. RefSeq names its product Rubisco methyltransferase family protein. The record is from RefSeq and is a predicted model, not a curated record. NCBI's taxonomy places the organism in Eukaryota, Viridiplantae, Streptophyta, Magnoliopsida, Cucurbitales, Cucurbitaceae. Gene Ontology annotation, biological process: peptidyl-lysine monomethylation. Gene Ontology annotation, molecular function: protein-lysine N-methyltransferase activity; protein binding.